This is a messenger RNA of Ruditapes philippinarum (Manila clam), 477 nucleotides long. RefSeq lists its product as uncharacterized. The record is from RefSeq and is a predicted model, not a curated record. Lineage: Eukaryota; Metazoa; Mollusca; Bivalvia; Venerida; Veneridae. The transcript has a single exon. Bases 1 to 477 code for a protein of 158 amino acids.
AUGAAAAAGUCCGAAAAGGAUUCACGGGAAAAGGAGUUAGAGUUACGGGACGAAAUUACAGAUAUAAAAUGUCGAAGCAUGAGGGACAACUUGUUGUUUUUCAAUUUGCCUGAAGAAAAAGAUGAAAACUGCGAGCAGAAAGUUCUUAACUUUAUUGAAAAGGAGAUGAAAAUAUUGGCCGCAAUAGAAAAUAUAAAACUGCAUCGAGCUCAUAGACUUGGCGUGUACAGAAGCACCAAAGUUCGCCCAAUUGUUGCCAAAUUUGCAUAUUUUCCGGACCGAGAAAGAGUUAGAGCUUCCGCAAAAACCUUAUCAGGUACGCAAUUUGGUGUCGCAGAGCAAUUUCCUAGGGAGAUUAUGGAAACAAGGCGAAAACUGGUACCAAUCAUGAAAAAGGCCCGUGAUGAAGGAAAAGAGGCGUAUAUUAAAGUAGAUAAAUUGUACAUUAAUAAGCAGCUAUACCGUGGACAUGAUUAG